Messenger RNA from Suillus subaureus, 453 nucleotides. RefSeq lists its product as uncharacterized. NCBI's taxonomy places the organism in Eukaryota, Fungi, Basidiomycota, Agaricomycetes, Boletales, Suillaceae. The record is from RefSeq and is a predicted model, not a curated record. Bases 1 to 453 code for a protein of 150 amino acids. The transcript has 3 exons.
AUGCUGCUGAGGGUCAGGGUAGUACUCCUGCUGCUGGUUUGGAAAGACGUCUUGUUGUUGAGGUUGCUGUGUGUAGAAGUUGGGUUGUGGAGGAUGCUCAUAGACAUCCUGUUGUUGAGGUUGUUGCAGCUGCUGUGUGUAGAAGUUGGGCUGUGGAGGAUGCUCGUUGGGCUACAGGUAAUCAUGGGGCUGCAGAUAAUCAUAGGGUUGCAGAGGGAAAUCAUAGGGUUGCAGAGAGAAAUCAUAGGGUUGCAGAGAGAAAUCAUAGGGCUGCUGAGGGAAAUUGUAGGGUUGCUGAUGGAAAUUGUUGGGUUGCAGAGGGAGAUUGUUGGGUUACAGAGAGUGAUGGUCGAGUUGCUGAGGAAAGUAAUAUGGCAAGGGAGGUUGGAAGUAAUCAGGGUCCAUUGGUUCCUGAGAGAUAGAGACUGUUUUCAUGGGGGCAUUGGUCAUUGA